This is a messenger RNA of Haliotis rubra (blacklip abalone), 924 nucleotides long. Its product is annotated as glycine, glutamate and proline-rich protein-like. Gene Ontology annotation, biological process: peptidoglycan catabolic process; defense response to Gram-positive bacterium. The transcript has 7 exons. The record is from RefSeq and is a predicted model, not a curated record. Lineage: Eukaryota; Metazoa; Mollusca; Gastropoda; Lepetellida; Haliotidae. Gene Ontology annotation, molecular function: lysozyme activity. Gene Ontology annotation, cellular component: extracellular region. Bases 86 to 871 code for a protein of 261 amino acids.
GAUUAGAGGCCGCACCUGUUUCUUAAUCAAACACUGAUAGUCCUCUAAAUCUAGUGCUGUUUUCUCGGCGACAUCAAUUCCAGUCAUGCGAACUUUCCUUCUUUUGAUCGUAGCCGUUGCUGCAGUUAAUGGUGAUGCCUGUACAUCGCACGUGCUGACGGGUACCCAUGCGGGAUCUCAGGGAGUCGGGUGUAUGAAGGCGAGCUGCUGCGCCAACAGCUUCAUGGUGGCCAGUCUCUGCUCCGGAAGUAACGUCUGCUGCUUCAGCCAUGACACUUGUGGAUCUUCCAGCAACUACAAUUGUUAUGGCGACGUGAUGAAGUUACACCCAACCGGAGCCAGCACUAGAACGUCCUCGGGCUUGGGGUACUCGGGUGUGCAGGCCUCCAAUCAUAUGGUUGACCAGGACUACGCCGAACUCAACAAGCGGAAAUCUUGCUACGUGAGGGCCGGAGCUAAUAACUGUAUCCACCCUGCCGUAGUCGCCGGCGUCGCCAGUCGUGAAACACGGGGAGGAAAACUGCUGUACAGCACCGGGGGAUGGGGCGACCACCACCACGCCUGGGGCAUCAUGCAGUGUGACGUGUAUGCUUCCGGCCUGGGUUCCACGUGCGAGAGGUACUCGUGGGACAGCUGUGACCACAUUGACCAGAUGACCAGAGUGAUCCUGGUGCCGUACAUAAAGCAGGUCAAGGCCAAGCACCCCACCUGGUCACCCGAACAACAAAUGCAAGGCGGUGUGUCAGCCUAUAACGCUGGGGUUGGCAACGUUGCUACAUGGUCUCGCCUUGACGUCGGAACAACUGGCAACGACUACAGCAAUGACGUCAUUGCUCGUGCACAACACCUUAUAAAGCAACAUGGUUGGUGAUCUGGAAGUUGUACAUGGUACUGUAAGGAGGGUAAUAAACACGGGGACAAAUA